Molecule: messenger RNA, 1457 nt
Organism: Morus notabilis
Lineage: Eukaryota; Viridiplantae; Streptophyta; Magnoliopsida; Rosales; Moraceae
Exons: 3
Coding region: 232-1080 (282 amino acids)
Cellular component (GO): endoplasmic reticulum
Molecular function (GO): oxidoreductase activity
Source: RefSeq, a predicted model, not a curated record
GUCAAUUCACUGAAUUAUGGAAACACAUUGACAAAUUUUUUUAUUUAUUUAUUUUUAAUUUGUUGAACCAAAUAUCGUCGACUCAAUUAUGGAAACACACAAAUAUCACCCAACAAUUUCACAUAUAACAAUCUACUUCUAUCCACCACAACAAUUUCACAUUUUUCGUUUUCAACGACAAUAAAAUAGAAACAUAUAUCAACUAAGUCCGAAGAUCCCAAGAGAUCCGUUAUGACGUCGACGGAGACGGAGUCGUACGGACGGCAAGUGGUGGUGAUAACGGGGUGCUCGGCGGGAGGGAUCGGCCACGCGCUGGCACGCGCGUUCGCGGCGGAGGAUUGCCUGGUGGUGGCGUCGGCGAGGUCGGUGAGCUCCAUGGCCGAUCUGGACGACGAGAACACGUUCUUCCUGCAGGAGCUCGACGUGCGGUCGGAGGAGAGUGUGCAGCACGCGCUGUCGAAUGUUCUGGAGAGGUUCGGCCGGAUUGACAUCCUCGUCAACAACGCCGGAGUACAGUGCGUCGGCCCUGUCGCCGAGGUCCCUCUCUCCGCCGUCCAGACCACUUUUGACACCAAUUUAUAUGGUCCAAUGAGGUUGAUCCAAGCUGUUGUUCCUCACAUGGUAUCAAGGAGAAAGGGAAAGAUAGUAAACGUUGGAAGUGUCACUGCUCUGGCCCCUGGACCAUGGUCUGGUGUUUAUACUGCAUCAAAAGCUGCUCUACAUUCGCUAACGGAUUCUCUUAGAUUGGAACUCCGGCCCUUUGGAAUCGAUGUCAUUACUGUUGUGCCAGGAGCUAUCAGAUCAAACAUAGGAAAUUCUGGCAUGGCUACCUACAAUCAGAUGCCUGAAUGGAAACUGUAUAAACCUUUUGAAGCAGCAAUGCGUGAGAGAAUCUUUCUUUCUCAAAGACCAAAUGCAACGCCCUCAGAAGUGUUUGCGAAGAAGACGGUAGCCGCCGUUCUGAAGAAGAAUCCGCCGCGUUGGUUCUCCUAUGGCCCAUUCUCUACCCUUCUGUCGAUCAUGUACCAUUUGCCACUCUUCAUUAGAGAUUUUGUCUUUAGGAAGCUUAUGAAAUGUUGAUUUUUGAUGGGUAUGUAUUUGCUUGUUGAUCUUCUUGAGAUUUAUAUAGCAAGUGCAUGCUUUCUAUUUUUGGAAUCACGUUUUCAUAGAAGCAUGAAGAUGCUCAGAUUCUAGUAUAAAUUUUAUGAACCAAAGUAAUUUUUUUUUCUAUGUUUUAUUAUAAUUGUGUUUUUUUUUUUCAUCUCUUGAAAUGAAAACUAUAGAAACUAUUGCUAACCACGGUUGUGGUUUUGCUGCGACAAGGACAAGGAUUGAAAAUUUGUGGAAACAGAUAUCUACAAAUUAUUAUAUCUUCAAAUUUUGUUGGAAGUGGCGCUCUGUUUGCUUACGCGGAUGAAGAUGUGUUGGCAUGUUGUGAGAUUAUUACGAGUCAAUAA